AUAUUAUUUAUGCACUUAGGUAUGUUGCGGGAUGAUAAGUGCAACUCAUGAAUUCCGGAAUAUGGGCAAUUAUGGCGAUUUUCUUACAAAUAACAGGAGCUCACUCAAGAAAGAUUAUAUUCAAUUUGGUUCACGAUGCAAACGAUUACGAUGAUGAGUUCAUUGAAGUCAUUGAGCUAGUAAUGGAAUCAAUAACAGUACAGAAGCAUCACAUAUCUUAUGUUGUCAGACAAAUAGAUGCGUCGCUUCCACUUAGUAAACAAAUUCCAGGUAUGUGCUCAAUACAGACUGAUUUCGAAGUUUUGUUGUCAGCAACUUCUUGCGAUCUGCUGCUUAGAUUAGCCAAACAGAGUUCUUCCAUGGGUAUUCUUCAUUUCGCUGUGAAUGUUGAAGAUUGCGAAUUGCAUGAUGAGAUGAAAGUUUUCUUGGAUAGAAAGCCUCGAUCCGAUGUAUCUCAAGCAAUUGUUGAUGUCGUCUUGGACCUUAAUAAAAGAGCUGAUAUAGUGAUAUUUCACGAUGAUGAAUAUGAAGCGUACAGUACAGUGAAUUCCCUUUUAAAGAAGCUGAUAGUUAAUGGAAUCCGUUAUUCUUAUCUUUUAACUGAAACAGAUAUACUGAAAAUGACUCUGAGGCUAGAUAAAAUUGCGAGAAGAACAAAAGAGCUCAAUACCGUGGUUCUGGAAGACUAUUCUGCUUUUAAACAGCUUUUAGAUAAGACACAUGAGCUGGGAAAGUUGAAUCCAGAUGUAUCUUAUUUAAUAGUAAAUGAUGGAUGGGAACUUGAGAAUCCAGAAAUAGAAUUCCCUCAACCAGUAACUUAUUCAGUUGAUGUCAAACUUCUUCUCUUAAAGCGAAAGAUUAGCGAUCCUCUUUCUGCUGAACUUGCAGAUCUUCUAGUCAACAAUUCAGGAGAAGACACACGAAGAAUAGAGAAAUGGAAAAUGCAUAUGAGUAGAGAAGACGUGUUCGCUACUGCUGCUAUUCGUAAUGUAGUCGAAGCGUCUAUCGUGAUGUGGGAUUUUGAAGACCACGAACGUAAUGGUAAAUGCAAGUACUUCAAUGAAUCCGAAGACGGAAGUUCGCCUUCUUUCUCAUCUCUUGUUUCGAAAUACAUGCUAGACGCUAGAGUGCUUCCAACAAGCCAUUCUUACGAUUUACUUAAAAACUUUCCCGUCAAAACAAAUACAGAAAUAUUUAGGAAAAUAGCUUCGUGGGAUUCAAAGAAAGUGCCUAGGUUUAAGUAUGUUUCCAAAAAUAUCGAACGAAGACUGCUUUUUGAAAACAGAACUCUAAAGAUAGGAAUGCCUUUUAGUCCACCCUAUACCAUCUCUACCAACUCUUUUGAAGAUGAUUUUGAAGAUGGUGUUGUGGAGAGAUUGUUUCAAUAUUUAAUGCAGCAAUUGAAGUUCAAGUAUGAAGUUAUAUCACCAGAAGACAACGAAUGGGGUGUAUUAAUGCCAGAUGGUACGUGGAGUGGGGCUGUUGGGAUGUUGCUCAACAGAACUGUUGAUCUUGUACCUUUUCUCGGAGUAACAAGAGGUCGGAGUCAGUUUUUGGAUUUUUCCGAUCCGGUCAUGACUACCAGUUCAGCAAUUCUCGUCCAGAAACCCCGGGUACCCCCAAGGACACUAAUAUUUCUGAGACCAUUUUCACCUAUGGUGUGGUGUUCAAUAUUUUUGAUGGUUCCAGUCAUGUCAUUGGUGCUAUGGCUAGUUCAUAAAAAAAGUUCCCAGUUCACUGAAAUUGAAAGAAAUGGAAAAGGAGGACUUUUCUAUUACGGGAAUUGCUUUUGGUACAUGUACGGUGCCAUAUUGCAACAAGGUGGCAUUCAUUUACCAGAAACAAUAAGUGCUCGAAUCGUAGUCAGUUUCUGGUGGCUGUUUGUGAUGAUAGUCAUGGCUACUUACAGCGGUAACCUCAUCGCAUUUCUAACAUUUCCUGAAGCAGAUUGGGUGAUAGCUUCAUUGCAUGACUUGGCAUACAAAGAAUCUGUUCUAGUCAUUGUACAGGAAGGAACUAGUGUACACCAGGAUAUUGAGGAAAAUCCAAUGCAGUAUUUGCGAACUUUGAAAGAUCGAUUUGAUCGUCAAAGAAAUGCAAUUCUGGUAAAAAAUAUCACAUCAAUAAUUUCUUCCGUAAAAGCUGGUAAAGCAGCCUAUGUUGACGAUUUCUAUGUAUUAUCAGAUCUGAUAAAAGAUGACUACAAGGAAACGGGAAGUUGUCAUCUUUCUUUGGCGCCAAACACUUUUUUGGAAAUUUAUUUGGCCAUAGCAGCAAGAAAAGGAAGUCCAUACAUGAAAGAAAUCAAUACUUUUUUGCGCCACUUAUGGCUUGGAGGUUUCAUGCAACACUGGUCUGAAAGGUUUUCAGAAAUGAAUAUACACGAGUGCUUCGCUGUCACAACAUUUGAGAGAGGAAGAAGAAAAGACUUUACAUUGUUCGAUCUCUUCGGUGCUUUCAUGAUGCUGGCUUUAGGUUUAGUUAUUUCCUCUGCCAUGUUAUGUUUCGAACGCAUUUGGCGAUAUUUGGUGAAAGUCAUAAAACAGAGAAGACCUAAUUACAGAUAUUCGAAUUCAUUCUUCCAUAAGACUGUCAUAUUGGCCAUUAGAAAAAUUGAUUGAUUGAUUAUAAUGAGAAAAAAUAAUUGUUUUAAUUUCUUUUAAAGUGAUGCCACUUUAAAUCAAACGUGGGUUCGCUAUAAGCUGGUUGUAUAUUUAUCCUGUUUAAUUAUCAGGGUAAAAUUACUCAUUAAAAUCCUGAAUCUGUAUUCGUCA
This is a messenger RNA of Parasteatoda tepidariorum (common house spider), 2774 nucleotides long. Its product is annotated as glutamate receptor ionotropic, kainate glr-3. Gene Ontology annotation, biological process: monoatomic ion transport. Gene Ontology annotation, molecular function: signaling receptor activity; ligand-gated monoatomic ion channel activity. Gene Ontology annotation, cellular component: membrane. Lineage: Eukaryota; Metazoa; Arthropoda; Arachnida; Araneae; Theridiidae. The record is from RefSeq and is a predicted model, not a curated record.